AUGCAGCAGCUUCUCUCCAAGGAAUUCUUGUACGAGCCAUUGCAGGAGAUCGCAGCGAAGUACCCUGAUUGGCUAGCCAAGAACAAGGGCGUCAUUCCUACCGAGGAGUACGAGAAAUAUUCGGAGCAGUUUGGGAUUAUACAGGAGAUCUGUCGAUGUUAUGACGCUGAGCCGGAGAAUGUAGAGAAAAUUGUUGAGUUGAUGCAGAAGAUGCAGAGAUGCGGUCAGCCCCCUUCGGAAAUUGUUAAAGUCUGUCUUGCUUGCUUCCUUGUACUCCUCUGA
Molecule: messenger RNA, 282 nt
Organism: Guillardia theta CCMP2712
Lineage: Eukaryota; Cryptophyceae; Pyrenomonadales; Geminigeraceae
Exons: 2
Coding region: 1-282 (93 amino acids)
Biological process (GO): protein import into peroxisome membrane
Cellular component (GO): peroxisomal membrane; peroxisome
Source: RefSeq, a predicted model, not a curated record